AUGGCCGCAUUGGAGGAAACCUCGGGGAAUGCCCCCGCUGGUGCUAGCCUCAAUCACGAAGAGCAGCCGGUAUGCUCUACAAAGACCGAUGCCGAUACCGAACAACGACCAACUUCCUCGGCUUCUGCUUCCCCAGUACAUCCAAUCUCUCAACUUCAAGGUCCCUUUGAAGAAUCUAUAGCCGAAGCAGCCCCUGGUUUGGCGAAUCAAUGGGUGGUAGAACUGGAUGCACAGACACGCCGGCGCGAUCUACUCGAGAAUGACGAGUAUGAACGAUUAUGCGGGAGGAAAUGGCGGCAAAGGUCUACUGAAAAAUACCACCCAUUCUGGAAGCUGGUCUCCCAAAUGGUCUUCGGUGUCCACCUCCUAGCCAAACGACAAGCCAAAUCCCCAGCAGCAGUAAUGAAAAUCCUCCAAAGUCACGUCGACGAGCUAGACGGGUUCCUCCAACGAACGACCGAAGACUUUCUAAUCAUCCACCUGGAUGUACGCACGCGCAUCCAAUACCUCAGUCUCCCACUCGGCAAUCUCGCCGUCUUCGACGAAAUGCUCGAGGACCGCAACUUUCGACUCGCACUGGUAUCAUAUAACGACCAGAUCGAGCACGCCGUUGAGCGAUUCACCCUCGCGAUUACGGAUGCACUUAAAGACUUGCGGAAGGGGAAAGAGGCUAUGGGUGCUUUGUGGCAUUAUCUGCAGCAGUUAGGUAAUGAGGGGUGCUUUGAGACGGACAGUCUUCGGGCGUUUUAUCAGGCUAUGAUGGAGAAUAUGGAAGGGUGGGUUGUGGCGUUGUCUAAGCUUCGGAGACGGGGAUCUGCAUUGCAAAAGGCGCUGGGUCAGCUUGCUUUUGCGGUUACUGAAAUGCAGAGGCGUGUGGGUGUGGCGAGUCGAAGGGAUGUGCGCUCCCUCGUCAAGACACCCAAUAGAGCCCCUUCUCGGAGCAUGUCUGUCCGACAAAGACUCUUCGCAAGAAGCCCCGGCCCCGGUACACCAGGUCGACGACCUAUUUCUGAAAAACCACUUCCUCGCGACCCAUUAUCAAAACCCAAGUCCCGACCUGCUUCCCGGAAUCUCGACGCCUUCAUCACAGAGCAGCGCAAUACCGAGUCCAGCGAGCGCAAACCUUCAAAGCGAGACAGUAUCAUGCCCCGGGUCCUCAAUCGCGCAAGAUCAUGCAGCGCCCUCAUAGGACAACCCGGAAGCGACACGACGGAUCCCUCUCCACCCCGUACACCAUCCCGAUUAACCAGAAAACUCUCCCGACCAUUCCUCCCCAAACGCUCCGUCAGCGAUAAAACAGAUACAAACAACCGCCCCUCGACUGCACCAGCGCAGACUCUGAAAACCAGAAGCGCUUCUAUAGAACAGCUUAAAGCGCUAUGGGGCAAUGGACGACCACGAACGCAGCAGUCAAUGGCCAAACAGCCACAGCAACAGACACAACCACAACCGCAAUCACGCCCACAAACAUCCCAACCGAGAAAUCCACAAUCAGAAGGUCUCGACACGAUGAAAGACCAAAUCUGGCACUUCCUGAAGACAGACCGUGUCGUCGAAGCGUGGGAUAAUAUCGCCAAAACGGCGAAUUGCUGUGGGACAACCCUAGCAAAGACGAAAGAGUGGCCGAGUAGUAUCUUCCGCACAAAGUCCUCCGAGAAUCUACACGAUGGAAGCCGUGGAGGUGGAGGUGCAACCGGAGGUGGAUCUGGUGCUGGAGCUACAGCUGGUGGUUCUCGGGCUGGGUUAUCAGGCACAAAUCACCAACGCCAAAUGUCCUGGAUCCAAGAACCAGAAUUCCUGAGUACUUACUCAUUCAAACAACGACCGGCGAUAUCACCCCGUAUCCACGUCUUGUCUAUCGCUAUCGAUGACGAGUUGGAGAAAAGUUUUGGUGCGGGCGUGAGUAUGAGUAUGAAUGAUGAUGAUGCUGAGACAGGGUCGAUUAUUACUGCGUUACCUGCUGUGCCGGCGCCCACGCCCGCGCCUAUUCCUGCGAAUGUGAGUUUGAAUGUGGACGCCGCAUUGUCUACGUCUGUGGGGAUUCCGUCUGUUGCGGAAUAUACACCGCGGACUGUUGGGGCUCAAGCUUAG
Messenger RNA from Penicillium cataractarum, 2091 nucleotides. RefSeq lists its product as uncharacterized. The record is from RefSeq and is a predicted model, not a curated record. Bases 1 to 2091 code for a protein of 696 amino acids. Lineage: Eukaryota; Fungi; Ascomycota; Eurotiomycetes; Eurotiales; Aspergillaceae. The transcript is spliced from 3 exons.